CCCUUCAAAUCACACUCUUGCAUCUCGUUGAUAGCGAAAACCCUAGGUAGGAUUCGCGAUUUUCUCAGGUCUGCAGAAAUGGUCGCCGCCGUAGCCGCUGCCCGUCCUUCGGUCACCGUCCAACAUGUCGACGGUGACAUGAGCACCGAUCAGGUCGCCACCAUCCCCUUGCCGGACGUUAUGAAGGCUCCGGUUCGUCCCGACGUCGUCAACUUCGUCCACGCCCAAAUCUCCAAUAACAGCCGUCAACCUUACGCCGUCUCCAAGCGCGCUGGUCACCAGACUUCCGCCGAGUCAUGGGGUACGGGACGUGCCGUGUCGCGUAUCCCUCGUGUUCCCGGUGGUGGUACUCACCGAGCCGGUCAGGGAGCAUUCGGGAAUAUGUGCCGAGGUGGUCGGAUGUUCGCUCCGACGAAAAUUUGGCGCCGAUGGCACCGCCGUGUCAAUGUCAAUAUGAAGAGGUACGCCAUCGUCUCGGCCAUCCCCGCCACAGCGAUCCCAUCGCUGGUGAUGGCUCGUGGUCACCGGAUCGAGAGCGUGCCGGAGAUGCCAUUGGUUGUCAGUGACUCCGUCGAGGCCGUGGAGAAGACCUCUGCCGCAAUCAAGAUGUUGAAGCAGAUCGGUGCUUUCGCCGACGCCGAGAAAGCGAAGGACAGCCUCGGUAUCCGCCCUGGUAAAGGUAAAAUGAGGAACUGCCGUUACAUCUCCCGGAAAGGUCCUCUGAUUGUGUACGGGACAGAGGGCGCGAAGCUCGUGAAGGCAUUCAGGAACAUUCCUGGUGUCGAUGUGUGCAAUGUCGAGAGGCUGAACUUGCUCAAGCUCGCUCCUGGUGGUCACUUGGGCAGGUUCGUGAUCUGGACCAAAUCAGCUUUCGAGAAGCUGGAAUCGAUCUACGGUUCAUUCGACAAGCCAUCUGAGAAGAAGAAGGGGUACGUUCUACCGCGUCCGAAGAUGGCGAAUGCAGAUCUUGCUAGGAUCAUCAACUCGGACGAGGUCCAGAGCGUGGUGAAGCCGAUCAAGAAGGAUGUGAAGAGGGCUGUGCUCAAGAAGAAUCCGCUGAAGAACCUGAACGUGAUGCUGAAACUCAAUCCUUACGCCAAGACCGCGAGGAGAAUGUCUCUGUUGGCGGAAGCUCAGAGGGUUAAGGCGAAGAAGGAGAAGCUCGACAAGAAGAGGAAGCCCAUCUCUAAGGAGGAGGCGGCGGCAAUAAGAGCGGCAGGGAAAGCAUGGUACCAGACAAUGAUAUCGGACAGUGAUUACACCGAGUUUGAUAACUUCUCCAAGUGGCUUGGCGUUAGUCAGUAGGAAGGAUUUUUGUUCUCAGAUGUCUUUCUUUUGAUCUUUCACUCUCCUUUUGGAUAAUCUGAGAGAUUUAUUUAGCUUCUUCAUGUUCCGUGCCAUGUUUUGGGAGCUGUUUCAAAAGGGGAUAUAUGGCUUAUCAAAGUGGAACUAUGAACCAAAAUUGUUUUCACUGUUUUUGUUAGGGUUUUAUUUGAUUC
Tarenaya hassleriana is the source of this 1499-nucleotide messenger RNA. RefSeq names its product 60S ribosomal protein L4-1-like. The record is from RefSeq and is a predicted model, not a curated record. Lineage: Eukaryota; Viridiplantae; Streptophyta; Magnoliopsida; Brassicales; Cleomaceae. The coding region runs from base 79 to 1305 and encodes 408 amino acids. Gene Ontology annotation, cellular component: cytosolic large ribosomal subunit; ribosome. Gene Ontology annotation, molecular function: RNA binding; structural constituent of ribosome. The transcript is spliced from 3 exons. Gene Ontology annotation, biological process: translation.